AUGGUCAAGUUCCUCUCUGCCUUCGCCGUCGUCCUGGCCUCGGUCGCCUCGACUUUUGCCUAUCCCACCGGUGCCGGCACCUGCAACGCCGAUGCGACCGCCAUCCACUACGGCAUGGGCUUCACCCAGAACCCCUCGGGCUUCAGCCUCUCGGCCUCCUCGGCCGUCUAUACCCCCGGCACCCCGCUCACCAUCACCGUCCAGGGCAGCGGUACCUUCAAGGGCGUGCUGCUCUAUGCCACCCUCGACGACGGCACCACCCGUGUCGGCACCUGGCAGAUCGACAGCGGCUUCCGCUCCAUGCCCGAGUGCACCGGCAGCGACCCGGCCGCCUCCAUCACCCACUCCAACCCCAACGUCAAGAACGCCGGCACCACCUUCACCUGGAACCCACCGGCCUCGGCCAGCGGCAACGUCCACUUCCAGGGCGCCAUCGUCCCGGACAUGCCUUACUUUGACAUUUUUGCUUCCGUGGUGCUCGCGCCUGCUGCUCCUCCCGCUCCCGUCGUCACCACCACCACCACUGUCGCUGCGGCCUCCAGCAGCUCGCCGGCCCCUGCUCCUCUUGUGUCGGCCACCUCGGCCUACGCCGUCUCCAGCCCCGUCGUCGUCACCACCACGACCACCGUCGCCACCGUCACCGUCACUGCCACGACCUCUGUGGCCCCUGCCUACUCGGCCACUCGUCGCUGCAAGGCCUAG
Molecule: messenger RNA, 702 nt
Organism: Polychytrium aggregatum
Lineage: Eukaryota; Fungi; Chytridiomycota; Chytridiomycetes; Polychytriales
Product: reeler domain-containing protein
Exons: 1
Coding region: 1-702 (233 amino acids)
Molecular function (GO): oxidoreductase activity, acting on metal ions
Source: RefSeq, a predicted model, not a curated record